AUGAUGCAUCGACUACUGUUUGUUGUGUGGAGCGUUGCUUUCCUCCUGCUGCUCGCUGUGACAGGCGCAAAUGGCCUGUACGUGCUGGAGUUGGUCCAAGUGGCCCACCGCAGCGGAGUGGAGCCGCCCCCGGCGGAUGCACCCAACCGAACCAAACAGUGCAGUCCCAACGGCACAACUGACUGCGCAGCCAUGGCAAAUUAUGGCGCGCAGCAGUUGAAGGCCAUGGGGACCUACAUCCGGCAACUUUACAGUGACGAUGCACAAAUUACCAACAGCGCCACGUGGCUGGGAUCCACCUAUGAUCCUACCGCCGUGAGGUCCCGUGCCUUUGCUGACCCAGCCACAGCUCAGGCGGCGACUGCACUGCUGAGCGGCAUUUACGCCUCUCCUGGGGAGUCCAUCACCCCCGCCAUCAUUUCAACCGCCCCUGACCUGGACACCCUGCUCAACGUGGAAGCCAUUCCUUCCUUUGCCAUUGCAAACGAGCUGAAUGCCGCUGCGCUCAACAAGGAGCUUGCGAAAGUGGUGGAUGAACAGUUCCCCGACCCCCAAUCGCUGCCUGCCAUGGGCGCAGAGGUCGGUCUCGACGCGAUCUGCUCAGACUCGUCCCGGCGGGUGUUGUGCUGCGACCGCCUGCAGCGGCUGGCGACGAUGUACACGGCGAUGGGAACUGCCGGCGCCGCCCCCACGCUGGCGGCCCACGCGGCGCAGUUGGAUGCCGUCGCCGCCGCCCGCCACCGCGCCCUCUACGGCUACAACGCCACGCAGUCGACAGGCGCCGCACGCGGGAGCCUCGGCCAGACACUCGCACAGGAAAUGCUGAAGAACAUGCGCCGCAAGAUGCUCCUGGAGGGCAAUAAUGGCCACAACACACACCGCGUCAUGCACUACGCCCACAACAUUCCCAUUGACACGGCACUGGGCUACAGUCCGGAGACCAAGACGCCACUGGCGGAGACGUUCCUGCUGGAUCUUCUCCGAGACGAGGGAACGGGUGCGUUCUUUGUUCGUCUUCGCUACGGAAACGUGGCGCCCGCUGCGUCCCCUGAAGCAGUACCCGCUGUUGCUGCCGCCCUCUUCCCGUUCCGAUGCCUCAGUGCUGCCAACGUGCCCACUGAUGCCACCACAUCAGAUGGUCUAAUUUGCCCCUUUGACGACUUUGCACGUUUUGUGGAUUCCAGCAAGGGUACGGAUGCCGCAGGUGGUGUCUGCUACCUUGACGAGGAUACAAAGAGUGAGUUUGGUUGCAACGUGGAAGGUGCAGCUCCAUCAGAAAAGUGUGCAGGGUACCGCGCAAUGUGUCCAGCUCAGGCGUGUCCGUCAGGCUUCGUUUUUUCCGUUGCAGACGGUUCUUGCAAACAUAUUGACAUUGUUAAAGAUGUUAUUUCUAAUGGACCUGCUGUUGCCGUUGGUAUCGUAUCCGUUUUCUGCGGCUUUGUUUUGUCCUUUGUUAUUAUGCAUAUUUGUCCAAUGUUUUUCUUGAAGAAUGCUAAAAAGAGUGCAAACUCAGACUUUCUAUCCCCCCAAUCCCCGUUGACAGAGACAGGAGCUGUGGAGGAAAAUGGCAAGGGCGUGAGAGAAACAGUCAACGAAAGGGAAAAAGCAACGGAGGAGAAUGACAAUGAAUUUACUCGGAGAGGGUCCUGA
This is a messenger RNA of Trypanosoma theileri, 1650 nucleotides long. RefSeq names its product putative membrane-bound acid phosphatase. The transcript has a single exon. The record is from RefSeq and is a predicted model, not a curated record. NCBI's taxonomy places the organism in Eukaryota, Euglenozoa, Kinetoplastea, Trypanosomatida, Trypanosomatidae. The coding region runs from base 1 to 1650 and encodes 549 amino acids.